This is a messenger RNA of Pseudomassariella vexata, 1511 nucleotides long. RefSeq lists its product as uncharacterized. Gene Ontology annotation, cellular component: lipid droplet; ascospore wall; prospore membrane. Lineage: Eukaryota; Fungi; Ascomycota; Sordariomycetes; Amphisphaeriales; Pseudomassariaceae. The transcript has 2 exons. The record is from RefSeq and is a predicted model, not a curated record. The coding region runs from base 172 to 1101 and encodes 309 amino acids.
GCGUAACAAGUGCAUCAAUCGCUGUUGCCACGCCGGGCUGGACCCCUGUGCAUAGCCAAUGACGCCCUCCGACUCCUACUCGGUUUAAGUUCCAUGUGGUCUAAAUUUUAGAAUUUGAGCAUCAACCAGCGCGCUCAUUUCUCUGCGCAACGCUCACCGCGUCUAACAAUCAUGCCCUCCGCAGCCCCCCAUACCCUUCUUCAACAUGCAAUCAAACCCAUCGAGCGACCUAUCGGUUAUGUCUGGCGAGGGCUGAUCGCGGCAUCGUACCCCUUGCGGGGCAUCUACUACUUCCUACGUCAUCCGGCCUACUAUCCGCUCUUCCUCAGUCGACUGCUGCCGCUCUCCAUCAUGUCGCUGCUAGUGUACACGAUUCUUUUCACAUUCACAUUUUUACCGCAGUACGCAUUCCUCGUGAUAUUCCACGGCUGGGGCGCCUGGGUCAACGCCGUGUUCCUCGUCCUGGGGGAGGGCUUGGUCAUCAUCCAGGGAUUGUUCGAGGGGUUCUUCGUCGACGAGUGUCGCGUGGAUGUAUUCGAUGCUACCCUCCUCGACAAGAACCUCGCCGACCUCGUCGCCUCGCACCGCAUCCUCUACCCCUCGGCCCCAACCUCCGUUAAGAAACUUGGCAAGCCCACCACAGCCGCCGUCUACCAGCCUUGGAGCCUCAUCCAAAUCAUCGAGCUCAUCGUCUUCCUGCCGCUCAACCUGAUCCCCUACGUCGGCACGCCUGCCUUCAUCAUCAUCACGGGCGCGCGCCUUGGCACAUUCGCACACUACCGCUGGUUCAAGUUGCGGGGGCUGGAUAAGAAGGAGCUGAAGCGCGAGAUUAAGAGUCGGGCUUGGGAGUACACUUGGUUUGGCACUGUGGCCAUGCUGUUGCAACUCGUGCCUAUAUUGUCGUUCUUCUUCUUGUUGACUUCGACGACGGGGGCGGCGCUUUGGGCGGCCAGGUUGGAGGACGAGAUGAGGAAGCCGUCUGCUUCCGGGCCGACAACAGCUGCGGAUGACGGGGCGGCUGCGCAGUACUCUACACCGGUGGUGAUAGAAGAGGAUCAUCCUGAUUCGCCACCGCCGCCUUAUACUGACAACCCUGUAUGAAGUUGAAGUUGCUUCGAGUUCUUAAAUAUCAAUGAGAUCAUGUUCAAAGGAUUGUCCCCCAAACUGUCAAAUCACUAUAUGCACAUGUGCGUCCCUAAUCAUCUAUGAUGGGAGCAUCACUCAUCCAAGGAAUCCACGUCAUGGGAUCUCGCAUCGCCCUAGAGGCUCCAAUUACCCUUCCAAGAUCGACCAAUGAGACAGUAUUAGUGUUUGUCUUCUGAGGCUCGGAAGAAGUGUUGUCUGGCAUGAGAUAAACUCUUCAGUCUCGUCCAAAAGCAAUGCACUACACCCCUAUAUCAACGUGGCCGCCCAUCACUUUUGCAGAUUUCUUCUGUUCAAGCGGACAUAUGCGCAAUAUGCUAUUCGCCGUUUACCAACGAUCUAAUCAUCGCAAAUCAUGAAUAAUAGAG